Messenger RNA from Hipposideros armiger (great roundleaf bat), 1494 nucleotides. RefSeq names its product zinc finger protein 829 (gene ZNF829). The transcript has a single exon. The record is from RefSeq and is a predicted model, not a curated record. Gene Ontology annotation, biological process: regulation of transcription by RNA polymerase II. Gene Ontology annotation, molecular function: RNA polymerase II cis-regulatory region sequence-specific DNA binding; DNA-binding transcription factor activity, RNA polymerase II-specific. NCBI's taxonomy places the organism in Eukaryota, Metazoa, Chordata, Mammalia, Chiroptera, Hipposideridae. The coding region runs from base 300 to 1304 and encodes 334 amino acids.
UAGUUGCUCAGAGCUCGCACUCUUGAGUGAGCUCUUAACCAACUGAACCACUUGGCCGGCCCUAAUCACCAAAGUUUUAAAUGAUUCUUACCCACACCAGUAUUUCAUGAUUAUAGAGGUCAUUGUUUUCAACUUUCUCUAUUACUUGUACUUAAUCUCUGUACUUAUCAAUUUUACGAGUUGCUUAGUCAUAUUUGAGAACUGUCUAAGCAUUUACUUUCCUACGUAUUAUUUUCAGGUUAAUUUUCCCAUUUCGUUUUUAGACAUUUAACCUCUCCCAGAAUAGUAAAAAUGAGUAUAUGGUUUUUUAUUUUUAUUCAGAUCUGGAAUCAAUGUGUGAGACCAAGAUACUAUCUCUAAAGAAGAGACAUUUUAGUCAAGUAAUAUUUAUCCAUGAAGAAGACAUGUCCACUUUUAUUGAGCCCACAUUUCUUACUCCACAUCAAAAAACUAUUAAUGAAGAGAAACCCUGUGAAUAUAAAAUAUGUGGAAAGACCUUUAAUCAGAACCCACAGUUUAUACAACAUCAGAGAAGUCAUUCUGCAGAAAAACUCUAUGAAUGUAAGGAGUGUGGGAAAUCUUUUAGUCGUGGCUCACUUGUUACUCGACAUCAGAGGAUUCACACUGGUGAAAAGCCCUAUGAAUGUAAGGAAUGUGGCAAGGCUUUUAGUUGUAGUUCAUAUUUUUCUCAACAUCAGAGGAUUCACACUGGUGAGAAACCCUAUGAAUGUAAGGAAUGUGGAAAAGCCUUUAAUUAUUGCUCAAACCUUAAUGAUCAUCAAAGAAUUCACACUGGCGAGAAACCCUAUAAAUGUAAAGUAUGUGGAAAAGCCUUCACCAAGAGUUCACAACUUUUUCCACAUCUGAGAAUUCAUACCGGUGAGAAACCUUAUGAAUGUAAGGAAUGUGGAAAAACCUUUACUCAACAUUCAAGGCUUGUUCAACAUCAGAGAAUGCAUACUGGAGAGAAACCUUACAAAUGUAAGGAAUGUGGGAAAGCCUUUAGUAGUACCUCAACACUUACUAAUCAUCACAGAAUUCAUGCUGGCAAGAAACUCUAUAAAUGUAAAGAAUGUGGAAAGGCCUUUAUUCAGAGCUCAGAACUUAUUCAACACCAGAGAAUCCAUACAGAUGAAAAACCUUAUGAAUGUAAUGAAUGUGGGAAGGCCUUUAAUAAAGGCUCAAACCUUACUAGACAUCAAAGAAUUCAUACUGGUGAGAAACCCUAUGACUGUAAGGAAUGUGGAAAAGCCUUUGGUAGUCGCUCUGACCUCAUUCGCCAUGAAGGAAUUCAUAUUGGGUGAAUGAUAAGCCCUUUUGAUAAUCUUUAUAAUAAUAUUUUUAAAAACAAGUAAUUUUUUUAAAAGCCCAGGUAAUGCAUAAUCAGAAGUUCUCCUGUGUUGUAGUUUUCUAGGGUUACUGUAAUAAAGUACCAAGUACUACAAAACUGGGUGACUUAAAUCAACAAAAGUUUAUUCUCAGUUUUGAGAAAGA